AUCACAUAUUGUUUGAAUGUGAAACUCGUAUUUAUGCGGUGUAUACAAGGAAUUUUUUCACCCAUUCGAAUUAUAGUAUUAUAUAGUAGAGACAUUUGUCCUAGAUUGCGUGCAAUUUAUUUUUCGAUUAUUUAAAUUAAAAAUCAUAAACUAAACAAAAUGGAUUUUUUACCUUGUGGUAUGUACUCAAUGGCUGAUUCGACGCUUCCAGACUCCAUGGACGGACACAGUUCACAUACGAAAAAAAGCCGCGAAAAGAGUACGGUGACUGGAAUGGCCACUUUGACCAGGGAAGAACGGCGGAGAAGACGGCGGGCCACCCAAAAAUAUAGAAUGGCUCAUGCUACACGCGAACGAGUCAGAGUUGAGGCGUUUAACGUAGCAUUUGGCGAAUUGAGGAAACUUUUGCCCACGAUACCGCCUGACAAGAAAUUGUCGAAAAUCGAAAUAUUAAGACUCGCCAUAUGCUACAUCAUGUAUUUAAAUCAAUUUUUGGAAACGUAA
This is a messenger RNA of Myzus persicae (green peach aphid), 504 nucleotides long. RefSeq names its product helix-loop-helix protein 1 (gene HLH4C). NCBI's taxonomy places the organism in Eukaryota, Metazoa, Arthropoda, Insecta, Hemiptera, Aphididae. Gene Ontology annotation, molecular function: DNA-binding transcription factor activity, RNA polymerase II-specific; RNA polymerase II cis-regulatory region sequence-specific DNA binding; protein dimerization activity. The transcript is spliced from 3 exons. Gene Ontology annotation, biological process: regulation of transcription by RNA polymerase II. The coding region runs from base 160 to 504 and encodes 114 amino acids. The record is from RefSeq and is a predicted model, not a curated record.